Molecule: messenger RNA, 2244 nt
Organism: Nerophis lumbriciformis (worm pipefish)
Lineage: Eukaryota; Metazoa; Chordata; Actinopteri; Syngnathiformes; Syngnathidae
Source: RefSeq, a predicted model, not a curated record
AUGAUGUCCAUGCCAAUGAACGAAGCGGACAGUGUGGUGAAAGUGGCUGAGUGGCAGAAGACCUACUACGCUUCAGAUUCUGGCAUUCAAUCAGGAGCCACCACCGUGCGGGAUGAUGACAGCAGUACUGGGUGCAGUGGCAGUAAGGAGUACACAAGCAGUACAACUAGUACCAAUAUUGCAUCUACAACAACCAGAACUGGAGCAGGAGCAGCAAGUGAACAAGAAAGUGCCACAGAUUUAGAUGCUCACUACUCAUUAACUCGGGCCCAGCGCGUGAGGGCAGCCAUGUUUCCAGAGACGCUGGUGGAGGGAGAGGCAGCCAUACCUGUUCAAGCAGAUCCAACACAACAAAGCAACGUGCAAAGACUGGCUGAGCCCUCUCAGUUACUAAAGACAGCCAUAGUUCACCUGAUAAAUUAUCAGGAUGAUGCAGAGCUGGCCACAAGAGCAGUGCCAGAGCUCACUAAGCUCCUCGCAGAUGACGAUCCGGUAGUGGUCAACAAGGCAGCAAUGAUUGUCAACCAGCUCACUCGGAAGGAGGCUAGUCGCCGGGUGCUUGUGCAGUCUCCAACCAUGGUAGGAGCUGUGGUUCGUGCCAUGACAGCAGCAGUUGACAUGGAGACAGCUCGUUGCACUGCAAGCAUACUCCACAGCCUUUCACACCAGAGUGAUGGACUGCAGGCCAUAUUUAAGUCCGGAGGGAUACCUGCGCUUGUCCGCAUGCUGAGUUCACCUGUGGAGUCAGUUUUGUUUUACGCCAUAACCACCCUGCAUAAUCUUCUGUUACACCAAGAGGGAGCCAAGAUGGCCGUGCGUCUUGCUGACGGCCUUCAGAGAAUGGUGCCCUUACUAAAAAAGAGCAACCCCAAGUUCCUUGCUAUUACUACGGACUGUCUACAGCUCCUGUCUUAUGCCAAUCAAGAAAGCAAGCUAAUCAUUCUCGCCAACGGGGGCCCAGAGGGUCUGGUGUUCAUAAUGAGGAACUACAACUAUGAGAAGCUGCUAUGGACCACCAGUCGGGUACUCAAAGUACUGUCUGUAUGUCCCAGCAACAAGCCCGCCAUUGUAGAAGCUGGAGGUAUGCAAGCUUUGGGUCAGCAUCUCACUGGGUCAAGUCAGCGUCUUAUUCAAAACUGUCUAUGGACGCUACGCAACCUGUCAGAUGCUGCAACUAAGCAAGAAGGUUUAGAUGGUCUGCUCCAGAUAUUAGUCACCCAGCUGGGUUCAGAUGAUGUCAAUAUGCUUACCUGCGCAACAGGCAUCUUGUCCAACCUCACCUGUAACAACUCACGCAACAAGACUCUGGUCACUCAAUUUGGCGGGGUUGAGGCACUGAUCCAUGCUGUGCUGCGUGCUGGGGAGAAAGAAGACGUUGCAGAGCCAGCAGUUUGCGCUUUGCGUCACCUCACGUCGCGCCACCACGAUGCUGAGCUGGCCCAAAAUGCUGUGCGGCUGCACUACGGUGUGCCUGCUGUGGUCAAACUACUUGGACAACCACACUAUUGGCCUGUUAUAAAGGCUACUGUUGGCCUCAUCCGCAACCUUGCACUGUGUCCAGUCAAUCAAGCGCCCCUUAGGGAUGCAGGGACUAUCCCACGAUUGGUAAACCUACUGUUAAAGGCUCACCAGGACACACAGAGGCAUGCCUCUUCUUCCCAGCAGACAUAUCAGGAUGGUGUACGUAUGGAGGAGAUUGUAGAGGGGUGUACAGGAGCACUUCACAUUCUAGCCAGAGAUCCUAUUAACAGAGGAGAGAUUGCCAGCAUGCAGACCAUACCGCUAUUUGUGCAGCUGCUGUACUCGUAUGUGGAGAAUGUGAAACGAGUAGCCGCAGGAGUUUUGUGUGAGUUAGCUCUUGACAAACAGUCUGCGGAACUCAUCGAUGCAGAGGGUGCGUCGGCGCCACUCAUGGAAUUACUGCACUCCAGCAAUGAAGGAAUCGCCACCUACGCUGCAGCAGUGCUAUUUCGGAUUUCAGAGGACAAAAGCUCAGACUACAGGAAAAGAGUGUCAGUGGAGCUGACACACUCACUCUUCAAACAUGACCCUGCUGCUUGGGAAAUGGCUCACACAGUUCCUUUGGAGUCUUCAUACUUGGCUGAUGAGUUAGAUGGGCCAUAUCCUGCCUAUGGCUAUACUGACCUGCCUCUUGACACGCUGCCGUUAGAUCCUGACCUCCAUGAGUCCUACAUACCUGACAUGACCUAUGACCCAAGACAGAACUACCCUGAACCUCUCUAA